AUGGCCGUCAUAACCUCCCAAGCACCCCCCAAAGGCGACAACUCCAUAACAGUGACGGACAACCGCACCGGCAAGACCAUCGUCAUCCCCAUAACCCACAACGCCAUCCCCGCCACGGCCUUCAAAGCCCUCAAAGCCCCCGUGCCCAAGACCGAGGAUGGAAUCGACACGGACGACACUGCCAACGGCAUCCGCAUCUUUGACCCCGCAUACCUAAACACCGCGGCCAUCUCGUCGAAAAUCACAUUCAUAGACGGCGACAAGGGCUUCCUCAUGCACCGCGGAUACCCGAUCGAGCAGCUGGCCGAGAAGAGCGACUUUCUGGAGACGGCCUAUCUCCUCAUCUACGGCGAUCUGCCGGCAAAGCAGCAGUACGACCUGUGGAAGUACGAGGUUAUGCACCACACCUUCCUCGCCGACGACCUCACAAAGCUGAUUGGCUCCAUGCGUUACGACUCCCACCCCAUGUCCGUGUUCAUCUCCGCCUUUGCAGCCAUGGGCGCAUUCGCGCCCGAGGCCAACCCCGCGCUCCAGGGCCGCAACCUCUACAUCAACAACAAGGACAUCAUGAACAAGAACAUCAUCCGCAUCCUCGGCAAGGCCGCCACCGUCGCCGCCUUCUCGAUGCGCGUGCGCAUGAACCGCCCGUUCAUAUCGCCCCGCGCGGACCUGGGCUACGCCGAGAACAUGCUCUACAUGAUGGACUCCAUGUCCGAGGGCGAGAACUACAAGCCCGACGCCCGCCUCGCGAGGGCCCUCGAGAUCCUGUUUAUCCUGCAUGCGGACCACGAGAUGAACUGCUCUACCUCCACCAUGACGCAUGUCGGCAGCUCCCUCGUCGACCCAUACUCUGCCGUGGCUGCCUCCGCGGCUGCACUCUACGGACCCCUCCAUGGCGGCGCCAACGAGGCCGUCAUCCGCAUGAUUGAGAAGAUUGGCAGCGUGGAGAAUGUGCCGAAGUUCUUGGCGGACGUCAAGGAGAAGAAGGAGCUGCUCUUUGGCUUCGGACACAGGGUCUACAAGAACACGGACCCGCGGUCAAAGAUCAUCAAGGAGGUGUCGGAGACGGUGUUUGAGGCGUGUGGCCGCGAGCCGCUGAUUGAGGUUGCGAUCGCGCUCAAAGACGCGGCGCUGGCGGACCCGUGGUUUGUGGAGAAGAAGCUGUACCCCAAUGUGGACUACUGGUCGGGGCUCAUCUACAAGGCCAUGGGCUUCCCGCUGGACUUUUACCCGAUCCUUUUUGCGGUUCCGAGGGUUGCGGGUUGGCUGGCGCAUUGGAAACAGGCACUCGACACGUCGGGCGCAAAGAUCUGGCGCCCGAGACAGGUGUAUGUCGGCGAGAAGCUGCGCGACUAUAUCCCCAUGGAGCAACGGGCCGCGAAGGAGAUUGUGGACAGCAAGGACGGCGUCAAGGAGCUGCCGCACUACCAGAGCAAGCGGAGGCUGGGAGCAAAGUUGUGA
This is a messenger RNA of Morchella importuna, 1461 nucleotides long. RefSeq lists its product as uncharacterized. Lineage: Eukaryota; Fungi; Ascomycota; Pezizomycetes; Pezizales; Morchellaceae. The transcript has 4 exons. Gene Ontology annotation, biological process: tricarboxylic acid cycle. Bases 1 to 1461 code for a protein of 486 amino acids. Gene Ontology annotation, molecular function: acyltransferase activity, acyl groups converted into alkyl on transfer. The record is from RefSeq and is a predicted model, not a curated record.